Molecule: messenger RNA, 1849 nt
Organism: Colossoma macropomum (tambaqui)
Lineage: Eukaryota; Metazoa; Chordata; Actinopteri; Characiformes; Serrasalmidae
Gene: elavl2
Product: ELAV like neuron-specific RNA binding protein 2
Exons: 8
Coding region: 592-1761 (389 amino acids)
Cellular component (GO): ribonucleoprotein complex
Molecular function (GO): RNA binding
Source: RefSeq, a predicted model, not a curated record
GGAGCGUUACAGUGCGCGUGAUUCGGUCGCCUAUAAAUGCAGAAGCCUGCACUAUUUGCCUCCCUUUAAAAACCUUCAUCUCCACCUUCAUCUUCAUCCUCCACAUGUUCGAGUCUCUCUCUCUGCCUCUCUCUCUCUCUCUCUCUCUCUCUCUCUCUCUCUCUCUCUCACACACACACACAUAUAUACAGUGAUGUCGCGGUUUUAGCGCGAGGAUCCUGCCAAUAGCCAGACAGGCACGAGUCUGAUUAUUUUUUUUUAAUUAUUGUUCAUUGUUUUAUUAUCACUUAUUUUAUGUCCUUCUGUUCUUUUCCCUGAUUUGUUCUUUUUUAUUUCGUUUCUCUAACUCUCUUUCUUCUCCUGUGUCUUUCGUUUCUCAAUAAACGUUUCGUUUUGCGUUUGUGAAUUGUUUGGUUAUUUUUCCAAGCAGAAUAAGCGUAACUGGUUUUAUUUCGAGUGUUUUAUUUUUUUUUUUUUAUUUUUCAUUAUUUUGUAUGAACCCUGUCUCGGUGUGUUGGUUGUAAGGCAUAUUUCGCUUGUGGGACAACCUUAACUUUGCCUGUAGAGAGACGACGGCAUCUCCAAACUAACAUGGCAGUCAGGCUGUGUGAUGUGGCUUCUCUGCUUAGAAGUGGCUCGUGGGCGGCAGAGCCUUGGACUGGGCAGGUAAUUGCUGCCAUGGAAACACAGCUAUCGAACGGACCGACCUGCAACAACACGAGCAAUGGACCUGCUCCCAUCUCCAACAACUGCACCUCACCCGUGGAGUCCACUGGCAUCGAGGACAGUAAAACUAACCUCAUAGUGAACUACCUUCCCCAGAACAUGACCCAGGAGGAGCUAAAGAGCCUUUUUGGCAGCAUCGGCGAGAUCGAAUCCUGCAAAUUAGUACGAGACAAAAUCACAGGGCAGAGUCUGGGUUAUGGAUUUGUGAACUAUGUGGACCCUAAAGAUGCAGAGAAAGCAAUCAACACUUUAAAUGGACUGAGACUGCAGACCAAAACAAUCAAGGUGUCGUACGCCCGUCCUAGUUCGGCCUCCAUCAGGGAUGCUAACUUGUACGUGAGCGGUCUGCCGAAGACGAUGACUCAGAAGGAGCUGGAGCAGCUCUUCUCUCAGUACGGCCGCAUCAUCACCUCCCGCAUCCUUGUCGACCAGGUCACAGGUGUGUCUCGAGGUGUGGGUUUUAUCCGUUUUGACCGGCGGGUGGAGGCGGAGGAGGCGAUAAAGGGUCUGAAUGGUCAGAAACCGCCCGGCGCCACGGAGCCCAUCACGGUGAAAUUCGCCAAUAACCCGAGCCAGAAGACUAGCCAGGCUCUGCUGUCUCAACUCUACCAGAGUCCAAACAGGAGAUACCCUGGACCCCUCGCCCAGCAGGCACAGAGAUUUAGGUUGGACAACCUGCUGAACAUGGCUUAUGGAGUGAAAAGUAGAUUUUCUCCUAUGGCCAUCGAUGGGGUCACCAGUUUGGCAGGCAUCAACAUCCCAGGGCACGCAGGCACGGGCUGGUGCAUAUUCGUCUACAACCUUGCGCCUGACGCCGACGAGAGCAUCCUUUGGCAAAUGUUCGGUCCAUUCGGCGCCGUGACGAACGUGAAGGUCAUUCGCGACUUCAAUACAAACAAGUGCAAAGGGUUCGGCUUUGUCACCAUGACUAACUACGACGAGGCGGCCAUGGCCAUCGCCAGCCUGAACGGAUACCGCCUUGGGGAUCGAGUCUUACAGGUCUCGUUCAAAACCAACAAAACGCACAAAGCUUAAACCACGGCGGCCAACUCCUGAUUGUUUCUAGAAAAUUCCGGGAUGGGAAAAGUGAGGGGUGGGGUGAAAAAUUGAAAUGUAAGGUGAA